CAAGUCGAAAAGACAAUAAAAUCUUGAUCUUUAUCGGAAUUGGCAUCGCAAUACUCGUUGGCUUUAAAACCUACCAAAGCUUUUGGAACAAAGUAAGCAUCUGAUAAGUUUUUGUCACGUUUUUAUGGCAAUUUCAGUGCAUAUUCUGUACCUGUUGAGAUAGCAUUGUUCACAUUGAAAAUAUUUCACAUGGCUGACUCCAACAGUAAAGACGAAGCUCUUAUUUCGCUCAGUGGAAUUUUAAAUAUUGAUCGUGAGUUGGCGAGGUAUUAUUUAGAGAGGACUCGAUGGAGUUUGGAGGUUGCAAUUAAUGAAUAUUAUGCUGACACGGCGGAUACAACCGAAAAAAAGGCGACAUUGACCGAUAAGCCACCUCCUUAUGACCAGAAUAAAGAGGAAACAAGCAAUUCUAUUCACAGCCUAAGUACAUCAACUGGCACUCCAGAUGGCUCAAAUCUCAAACUCCUUUGCUGGAAUCUGGAUGGAUUGGACAGGAAAGACCUCGAAGAAAGAACAGCAGCCGUAGUUGAAAACAUCCUUUUAAAGAAACCAGAUGUUGUAAUGCUGCAAGAAGUUGUUGCGUACUCCCUGAAGGUUUUUCAAGAAAACUGUGAAGGGUACAUAGUGUUGCCAGGCAACUAUACAUUUCCUUAUUUCAAUGCUAUCUUGGUAAGAACAAGCACAGUUCUAACAAAAGCGUCUUCGCUCCAAUCUGUUGGAUUCGAAACCAGCAAAAUGGGCCGCUAUUACUUGAUUCAACCAAUCAAAUUCGCUGAGGCGAAAAUCAUUGUGAUGACGUCACAUUUCGAAAGCCUUUCUGAGCAUGGCGCCGAAAGAAAGAAGCAGUUCUCGGAAAUAUUGGACUACAUGAAACGGCAAAGCGAAAAUUUUAACGUGAUCUUUGGCGGAGAUACGAACCUUCGCGAUGCCGAACUCAACGCCGUGGGCGGUUUAUCCGGUGGGGUCCUCGACGCAUGGGAAAGUUGCGGUAGUGCGCUGACCAGCAAGUACACAUGGAACAUGGCGGAAAAUGAUAACAUGGAUAAGAAGUACCAGAAACCGCCAAAGCUUCGAUUUGACCGAAUUUUUGUUCGACCAGCCAAAGGGCCGAAAGCAAUCAAGCCUAUUUCGUUCACACUCGUUGGAAAAGAACGUUUAAAAGGUUGUAAGAGAUUUGCCAGUGAUCAUUGGGGGGUAUGGUUAGAGUUUGGUAUUCAUUAGAUGGAUAUAUUUUAUUUUAUUUUUCCCGAGAAAAAAAUGCUUGCAUGAAAACUAAAAAACGUUAGAUAUAUAUUACUUUACGAUAUAUUUUAUACCGUAAUACUAAUAUUCCGUACUAAUAUUUCACUAAUAUAUUCCGUAAUAAUUUGA
Molecule: messenger RNA, 1371 nt
Organism: Dendronephthya gigantea
Lineage: Eukaryota; Metazoa; Cnidaria; Anthozoa; Malacalcyonacea; Nephtheidae
Product: tyrosyl-DNA phosphodiesterase 2-like
Exons: 5
Coding region: 190-1221 (343 amino acids)
Biological process (GO): double-strand break repair
Cellular component (GO): cytoplasm; PML body
Molecular function (GO): single-stranded DNA binding; 5'-tyrosyl-DNA phosphodiesterase activity; protein binding
Source: RefSeq, a predicted model, not a curated record